Messenger RNA from Pecten maximus, 2169 nucleotides. Its product is annotated as immunoglobulin superfamily member 10-like. The record is from RefSeq and is a predicted model, not a curated record. Bases 62 to 2104 code for a protein of 680 amino acids. Lineage: Eukaryota; Metazoa; Mollusca; Bivalvia; Pectinida; Pectinidae. The transcript has 16 exons.
GAGACUGGAGUGUUUUGUGUGUCACGAUGUGAUCCAUCCCUCCGACUGCAACUACACGACCAUGGUGUGCGGCUCAGAUUAUAUGUGCUCGACUUACCAGACUCCAAUGGGUCCCGGGGAUGAAAUUCGAUUUGUUGUUGGGUGUUCAUCAAAACAGCUAUGUAGAACUAUAACUGGAUUGAGUGGAAACAACAUGUGCUCCGAAUGCUGCGACACUCCGCUUUGUAACAAUAAACUGUGCGCCAAAAAAACUACAACAGCACCAACAACAACGACAAGUCUCCAAACUACAACAGAAACAACGACAAAGCCUUCCACUACGCACGCCUCUCAUAUAUUCCACCAUCCACCUGUUGCUUCUAUUCAUCAUAGUCAUAUCUCCUAUCCAUAUGGAAGCCACUUUUCGAUGACAUGUCGGUUUUCUGGAAGCCCUACUCCUGCAGUACACUGGUAUUUUAAUGGGAAUUCAACACUACCUUCCAAUUCAUUGAUCAGAAAGCACACAUCAUAUUCAGCCCUUUACAUAUCUCAUAGCGAUGUGAGUGAUGCUGGCACAUAUAAGUGUGAAGUUUCAAACAUCUACGGCACUGCAUCUGAUACUACACAACUGAUUAUCACGGGAAAAAAGCCGACAUUCAUUGAGAGACCUCCCUCUCAUAUUGACAUGGUUGUUAGUGGAGACUACAGCGCUACCUGUCGAGCAUCUGGCUUACCGCAACCGCAAAUACACUGGGGAUUCAACUUUCCUACCCACUCAAUGGCGGCAUUGUCAGCGUUAUACACUAACAAUGACCAGACCACGCUUUACAUAUCGGACACACCAAUGGAGUUGUCUGGAGGAUACGUCAUCUGCACCUAUCAAAACGCUUACGGAUCAAUAUCGACCAACAUGACACUUAAUGUUCAUCAAGCAACAACUAUUCCCACCACACAACAACCUACUACCCCUCCUGUGGGUCACGUGCACACGACACCAAUACCGCUGACGAUUUCACUUCCGGCUAGUAUAGAUGUACAGAUAGGAAGUGACGUAGUUAUUCCAUGUAAUGCUACCGGAAGCCCAACUCCUCAGAUCACGUGGUCUCAACUUUCGGGUAGAUUUCCAAGUAAUGUCGUACAGCAUGAAAACAAGCUGUACAUUGCCAAAGCCUCCCCGACAAACAGCAGGAUAUUCAUGUGUAGAGCUCAUAACCUCCACGGUAACACACUGAAGCUGAUCAAGGUGAAUGUGCACGGAGUCCCUCCUUCCAUCACGGAAAGUCCAGCUAGUAAAAAUGUGACGCACGGAGAUACCGUAAUAUUGACAUGUGAAGCAACAGGAGAUCCUAGUCCUACUAUAUCAUGGAGCUGGAACCCGAAAGCAAACGCAGUAGCUGUUGACGACUCUAGUCUUAAACUCAUCCCAGGCGUAUCUAUGACAGAUGCACAUCUCACCAUCAACAACGUUUUAGAACUACAUAGUGGAGUAUAUGUUUGCACAGCGUCAAACGCAUACGGGACGGUGACGGCGGACGCCAGCCUCAAUGUCCUUAGUGCACACGUGAAUGUUGCUCCUAGACUAUCAGUAUCACCACUUAUAACAUCCGUGUUGUACGGCAGUGACGUCACGAUCAAUUAUAGCAUCACAGGAGAUCCUACACCAAGUAUUUCCUGUCUGUAUAACAGAUCAGCUUUGCCACACAAUGUGCGCAUGACAGAAUCACAGCUUGUUGUAAAUGGAGCGACCAAUAGAAACAGCGGAAAUUACCAGUGCAAUGUACAUAAUAUAGAGGGAACAGAUACGGUGGAAUUUCAAAUCGAGGUUAUUGGAAUGAGUCCGUCUUUCAUUACGAAGCCUGUUACAGCGACUGUGCUGUUCGGAACACACUCAAGUUUGACAUGUACUGCCACAGGUGUUCCAACUCCGAACAUUCGAUGGGAAUAUAGAUCGGUGAGUGGGAGUACCAGCCUCCCGCCCGGUACAACACAAAGCUCCGACCACACGUUACUGACCAUUAAAUCGACCCAGGACAGUGGAACCUUUAUUUGCCACGCAGAAAAUGUGUAUGGUCAAGCAACAACGCAAGCGUCCAUAUACGUCAAAACAGGGUCGUUAAUUGGUUGAGGAUCAAUCCAACUGUGACCAGCUUUGUUAUGAAAUUAUUAAAAAAAUAAACUUGUUACACUUCU